Messenger RNA from Vitis riparia (riverbank grape), 794 nucleotides. Its product is annotated as transmembrane protein 234 homolog. Bases 33 to 419 code for a protein of 128 amino acids. The transcript is spliced from 2 exons. The record is from RefSeq and is a predicted model, not a curated record. NCBI's taxonomy places the organism in Eukaryota, Viridiplantae, Streptophyta, Magnoliopsida, Vitales, Vitaceae.
CAUCUGCUUCGAUUAACACCGGCGAUCCAGAGAUGAUAGGGGACAUAGAGAAGAUGAUCGCGGUGGGCUUAGUAUGGGGCUCCACCAACGCUAUAAUGCGCCGUGGCGCACUCAUCUGGGACCGAAAAGUCAGAUCUUCUUCAACGCAAACAACCAAACCCUCUACACUCCACCAACGACUGCUCGCCACCUACAAAAACUGGCUCAAUCUCCUCCUGACGUGGCAAUACUCCAUCCCUUUCUUGAUAAAUUUAUCGGCCUCAGCUACUUUCUUUGCCAUCUUAAGCGACACCCCCAUAUCACUGGCGGUUCCGGUGACUAAUGCGACGACGUUUGCGGCCACUGCGGUGUCGGCCAUGCUCUUGGGCGAAGAGACUCGAGUGUGGUUGGCUUUGUUGGUUGAAUCCAACACAAGUUGAAGAUCAUCGCCAUUUCCCAGAAUUGAGGAAUGGCUAGCACCCCAGUUGAAAUACAUGCUCUUGGAAAACUUGGCGUCAACGAAGCUUUGUUCAAAUGCAACUGCAGUGACUAAUAGAGCUACAAACAAAACUUGAAAACUCCCCAUUGCUGCCCCAAGGGACACUUCUCUUUCUCUGCUUUAUCAACUCUAUGAAGGUGAAGUGGGAUACUUUGUUCUUGGUUUGUGAUGGCUUUAUAUAGCUUAUGAUCACCACAUACACCUUACUAAGAUGAAUUCUGAUUGAUUUUCCUUUUUGCUCAGAAUAUAUUGACCUUGUCAUGGCUUUUGACAUUUCCCACAUUAUUAUUUGAAAAGAUAAGAGGACUUAAUAUCA